This is a messenger RNA of Cavenderia fasciculata, 783 nucleotides long. RefSeq lists its product as uncharacterized. The record is from RefSeq and is a predicted model, not a curated record. NCBI's taxonomy places the organism in Eukaryota, Evosea, Eumycetozoa, Acytosteliales, Cavenderiaceae. Bases 1 to 783 code for a protein of 260 amino acids. The transcript has 2 exons.
AUGACAUUAAACCAAACAGCUUUUAGAUCUCUUUCAAGUCUGACUCAAUUGGCAAUGUUAUCAAUCUUAACCUAUUCAGAAGAUAUUCCAGUGUCGAUUAUUCCAUCAAGUGUAAAGACACUUGAAAUUAGAAUGACAGGAGUGUUUGGUCGUGAGAUGGUGACAAUCCCUGACACUAUAGAAUCACUCAAGUUGUCAGGCUAUCAAAUGACAAGGGUCAAUACUCUACCAACCUCAAUUACAAAACUGGUGCUUGACAAACCAUCUCUAUUCAAUAUGAGUGUACCAAUCACUCUUCCAAGCAAUGUACAAGAGUUUACUUUUAUCCUUGGAUAUAUUCAUUUGGAUGUCAAAUAUAUUGAGUUUUUAUAUCCUCCUAAUCUUAGAUUCAUUGAUUUCAGUCAUCAAGGAGUCCCCUACAAACCAACUAAUAUUCCAACCUCUGUUAGUGAAUUCAAAUACCAAGUUUUAAAUAUAUUAGUCCACUCUGUUGGCGAUGAUGACGGUCUAAUAUUCCUAUCAACUCUUAAAAAAUUAUCUGUACACAUGGACAUUGUGAGAGGAAUCGAUAGGUGUUGGGUACUUCAAUUAAACUAUGUAAUCAAUCAAACAAGUGUAGAGACUCUAGUCAUCGAAGCAUUUCAUUUCCAAGUUGAUAUUCGUCGUAGACUGGAUGGCCAAAAUAGAAAUGUAUUGAUUGUUGGUAAAUCUCUCAAUGGUGGAAUUAUGCAUCAACAAAUUGUUCAACGUAUUGAAGAAAUGAAAAAGAUAUCUUUAUUUUAA